AUGGCCAAAACCAGAGAUGCUCUGUCUCAGGGCAGCCCAGUGCCAGUCCAGGAUUCCCACCUUAUCAAGGUGACAGUGAAGACACCCAAGGACAAGGAGGAUUUCUCAGUUACAGACACAUGCACCACCCAGCAGCUGAAGGAAGAGAUAUCCCAGCGCUUUAGGGCCCACCCUGAUCAGCUGGUUCUAAUCUUUGCUGGCAAGAUCCUCAAGGACCCUGACUCACUGGCCCAGUGUGGAGUGCGAGACGGCCUCACCGUCCAUCUGGUCAUCAAGAUGCAGCGCUGUGCUGUGGACAGUGAGUGCCCAGCUGCUUCAGUCCCUACCCCAGGCGCAAGCCCCAGAUCACUGCCUCCUCCAAGCUCCAUUUACUCAGCAGAUCUGCCUCCCACCUUCAGCUUAAGUGUCCUCACAGGCCUCAACAGACUGGGCCUGUCCUCUAGUGGCUCCCCCGAGCAACUAAGCUCGCUUAUGUGGCAGCACGUAUCUGUGCCUGAGAUUUUGACUCAGCCCACUGAUGAACCCUUUGUCCAGAGUCUGCUGUCUAACACGGGCCUGGUGCACCAGCUAGUUCUUGAAAACCCCCAUAUGCAGCAGCUGAUCCAGCACAACCCCGAGAUUGGCCAUAUUCUCAACAACCCUAAAAUCAUGCGGCAGACGCUGGAGUUUCUACAGAAGCCUGCCAUAAUGCAAGAGAUGAUGCGUAGCCAGGACCGGGCACUCAGUAAUCUGGAAAGCAUCCCUGGUGGCUACGGUGUGCUUCGUACCAUGUACACAGAUAUUAUGGACCCAAUGUUGAAUGCAGUACAGGAGCAGUUUGGUGGCAAUCCCUUUGCAACUACCACUCCUGCUAAUACCACCACCAGCAGCAGCCAACCUUCAAGGAUAGAGAAUUGUGACCCUCUCCCCAACCCCUGGACUUCCACAUAUGGAGGCUCAAGUGGCAUGCAAGGAAAGCGGCCCGGGGACCAGGAUGCAUCCAAAAUGAGAAAUACGGUUCCAAACUUUCCAAGUAAUAUAGGAUUCUAUGACUAUCUCCAGCAAUUACAUGAGACAACUCCGUCUCUGGGGACCUAUUUACAGGGGACUGCAUCCACCUUCAGCCCAAGCCAGAAACCACCUCCACCAGGAACAAGAGUUUCCCCAACUUCGCUGUCAUCCCAGGAACCUGGGUUAGGCCAUCCUCUACAGAGGGAGUCACUGGCAAUCAAGGGGAAGUCCUCCUGCUCAGCUUUCCUGAGAUGCCCCACAGAGAACACUACUGAGCAAGGUGGAGGCCACAAUGGCAUGGGGAAUGGCUCUAGCGGCCACUCCAGCAGCAUGCCUGAUCUUGUCUCUGGGCUUGGAGAUUCUACCAACAGGGCCCCAUUUGUCCCUUCACCUCCUUCCUCCAUGGCAGCUCCUCCAAGAACCCCUGAGCCUUCCUGGCUGCCAUCCCGAGCUUAUCCAAGAUCUUUGAUGCCGGCUGGCAUAAAUCAGGUGCCACAGUUGCAGGAUGAGAUGCACCAACAGCUGCCACUGCUGUUGCACCUUCAGGCAGCCAUGGUGAACCCCCGUACUAUGCAAGCCCUGGUGCAAAUUGAGCAAGGUCUGCAGAUCCUGGCUACAGAAGCGCCUCAUCUCCUACUCUGGUUCAUGCCUUGCCAAGGAGGGCUGGGGAGAGUGGUAGGAAGUAUCGAGUCUAGAGAACGUGCCCCCAUGUCUGAGGUUCCCCCGACAAACCUAGCUCCCGAGGUUUCCUCAGCACAAGGGCCUAUGGAGCUGGACUUCCGUUCCACUCCCUUCUUCCAGAUGUUGCAAGCUUUAGCUGGUGCCAAUCCCCAGCAGCUGCAACCUGAGGCUCACUUCCAGGUGCAGCUGGAACAACUGCAGUCCAUGGGCUUUCUGAAUCCUGAAGCCAACCUUCAGGCCCUCAUUGCCACUGAGGGUGAUGUGAAGGCUGCGGUGGAGAAGCUGAGGCAGUCACAGGAGCUCUAG
Galeopterus variegatus (Sunda flying lemur) is the source of this 1977-nucleotide messenger RNA. RefSeq names its product ubiquilin-3-like. Gene Ontology annotation, molecular function: polyubiquitin modification-dependent protein binding. Gene Ontology annotation, biological process: ubiquitin-dependent protein catabolic process. The record is from RefSeq and is a predicted model, not a curated record. Gene Ontology annotation, cellular component: cytosol. Bases 1 to 1977 code for a protein of 658 amino acids. The transcript has a single exon. Lineage: Eukaryota; Metazoa; Chordata; Mammalia; Dermoptera; Cynocephalidae.